GAACGCAAUUCAUUUUGGAUAAAGCCUUUUGUUUUUCCUUCUUCGUUACGCUGUUUCUGGUUCGGUUUCUGCUCUUUCUUCAGCUCUCUCCCUAAGAAUUUCUUCUGCCCUUCAAAUGGCAUCGUAGAGUGAGAUCGCUUUCAUAGUGCUUGAAGAUGGGAGUGCUGUCCAAUAAGAUUUCGAGGGAGGAGUUGAAGCCGGGGGAUCACGUCUAUUCUUGGAGGCAGGCCUAUAUAUACGCUCAUCACGGGAUUUAUAUUGGUGACGGAAAGGUGAUCCACUUCACUCGGGGAGGAGGUUUGGAGAUUGGCUCAGGAACUGCAUUAGACCGAAUCUUUCUUAGUUCAUCUCCUCAUUCUCCAGACAAUCCAUGCCCUGUAUGCGGUGAUCAGUCAAGUGGUGAUGGUGUAAUCUGUUCAUGCUUGGAUUGUUUUCUUUCGGGCGGUGAUCUCUACAUCUUUGAAUAUGGUGUCACGUCUGCAUUCUUUCUCGCAAAAGCCCGUGGCGGGACCUGCACUCUUGCUUCUUCUGACUCAUCUGAAGUUGUCCUUCAUCGUGCUUCUUUUCUCCUCCAAAAUGGCUUUGGUAUGUACAACAUAUUCAAGAACAACUGUGAAGACUUUGCCAUCUAUUGUAAAACAGGGUUGCUUGUUUACUCUACCCUCAGCGUCGGUAGGAGUGGGCAGGCUGCAUCGGUUCUCGCUGCCACAAGUGCAAUAGUUUCUUCACCACUUCGAUAUUUAACCACUAGUUUCAGCGGUCUGGCAUUUGUGGGGUUGGGUAUGUAUUGUGCUAGUCGAUUUGUUUCUGACAUCGGAGUGCGUCGUGAUGUCAUUAAAAUCCCCGUCGAGCAACUCGUUGCUAGAGCCAGCAGCAGCAGCAAUGCUCCAGACGCAGCAACGCAAGCACAGACAGGCAAGGAGGAGUAGUGUUGUCGUUGGUAUUAAUUAAACCACAGGAUUGUGUUGAACUGUGACAAUCGAUUCUUUAGUAUGGACCCGCUUGCUUUAAUUGUAUCCUCAUUGUUGUAACUGAAACUACCGUUUAUUUCAUGUUUGACAUCUUGGAUUCAGUGAUGACGUUUUACUAUGUUUAUUGUUUAUUUAGAAGGUGACUUUUAGUAUGAUGAAGAUUUAACAUGUUUUGA
Molecule: messenger RNA, 1147 nt
Organism: Momordica charantia (bitter melon)
Lineage: Eukaryota; Viridiplantae; Streptophyta; Magnoliopsida; Cucurbitales; Cucurbitaceae
Product: NC domain-containing protein-like protein
Source: RefSeq, a predicted model, not a curated record